Mycena indigotica is the source of this 1011-nucleotide messenger RNA. RefSeq lists its product as uncharacterized. Bases 1 to 1011 code for a protein of 336 amino acids. The record is from RefSeq and is a predicted model, not a curated record. Lineage: Eukaryota; Fungi; Basidiomycota; Agaricomycetes; Agaricales; Mycenaceae. The transcript is spliced from 3 exons.
AUGAGCCAAAAGGUCGAGAUUUCGGUGGCCUCGUUUGUGGAUCUGUCCAAGUCGACCGUUUACCUGACGUCUUGUAAAUGCGAGGCUCCCGCGCCAGCGACGUCUGGUCGACCUGGGGCCACACCCCCUUGUGGUCAUCCCUUGGCUUCCUGGAAAGCCUACUCGAAGCAUCUUUGUAGCAAACACGUAAAUCGUAAAAAUUGGAAUGGGACAAAAAGCUAUCGCUGCAAGGCCACUCGAUGUAGUGCGAAUGCGCUCACCUCGUACAAGAUGAUGAAGACUCACAUCGAGGCUACCCACAUGAAGACUGUACCUCUGGUAUGCCCAAUGGUCGCUUGCCGGCCACUACCCUCAGAUGUCGGACGCGCUGCAAGAUUGAACGUCUUCUACAAGGAACGGGACCUCGUGUCGCAUUUGCAUGAAGUUCACGGGGAAUUGGUGGGACAGAUGGUUGACCCUGAAUUGCUGCUUCCUUCCUAUCGCCCCAAACGACCUGCUACACUCGAGCCUCCUCCACCCCUUCCAAAUUCUCCCUUGAUUCCCUGGCCCUCCUUCAGACUCGAUCUGUACCCUUCCCUUACUCCCAGGAGCGCUUUCCACCUGCGAAAUGGACAUGUAUCGCAAGAGGAUGAUGGUAGGGCCACGCCUAUGCGUCGAACUCAGUCGCCCUCGCCACAGCCUACCCCGUCGUCCUCCCUAAACACCCCGAAUCGCAACAAACGUCUGCUGAGUCGGACGGCAACGGAAAUGGAGAGCAUUUAUGAAGAAUCGAGGGUGUUUAGUCUUGACGACUUGCCUCCUGUUGCCUGGAAAGCGCAGGACAAUCGUAUGGAUCCAGUGGAGGCUGCCGAGGCACCGUUCUUUGUCGUCCAGCCUCUGCUAUCGAUGGUUGAUUUGGUGAGACCGUUGGAUUUGCCGACGGACAGAGAGUACAAGGACCCACCGAGGAGCAUCUUCCACGAGGCAUUGACGAAGCAGGUUAUGGCCAAGUCUGCUCGCGGAGAAGGCUAA